CCACUCUUACUGAGUUAUACAGAGCAGAAGGAGCAUAGGACUAGCUGUCUGCUGCUGUUCACUUCUCUGUCUGCCCAGCUGGGAGAGUGUGUCUGAGUGUUGUUGUCGUCCAUCCAUUGAAGCUAAGUGGAUUGAUCAGCUCUAACCAACAUGUGGGCUGCACGCCCACAGAGAGAGCAGGCUCGCCCUGCUCUGGGGGCUAAUUGCUGAGCAUGCUGGGUAAAGCUCCGCCCACUACUAGUAGCCUCAACCUGGUGAACUCUGAGGUGUCGGACGCCACAGCGGCCCCGGACGCGCACGACGGUAUCACGAUGACCGACCUCGUGGAGAGCCUGGAUACCAGAGAGCUGGACAUGGGGGAGGGAGAGGAGAACGACUACGAUGGGAGCUACUUAGGGGACUGUCGUAUCCCGUUUUCGGCGGUGUAUGCUACGGUGGGCUUUAAGGAGGCCAUUGCUAAGGUCUACCUUCCCACCAUGCCCAUUACUGCCAAAAUACUGGAGGUUGAGAGAUUCACCACCGCACAAGACCGCUUCAACCUGUCACACCAAAGGAGUGUCAACAAGUCUCUGCCGGCGGUGUUUAAGAUCGAGCUGAAGCACGGUGAGUUUACCUGGGUGGUGAAGAGGAAGGAGAAACAUUUCAUGGAGCUGCACAGAGAGCUGAGGACGUACAAGACCUUCAUGAGGAUACCGCUGCCGUCACGCAGCCACACGGUGAGGAGGAGGACAGUGAGGAAGAGCGAGGUGAGGGAGAUGCCCUCCCUGCCGAGGGGAGGAGGGGACGAGCUGGUUCGAGACGAGCAGGUCUCCAGCAGGAGGAGACAAUUAGAGGACUAUUUGAACAAGCUGCUGAGGAUGGCCAUGUACCGCAAAUAUCACCAUACUAUGGAGUUCAUUGACAUCAGCCAGCUGUCUUUCAUUCAUGACCUGGGGCCCAAAGGACUUGAAGGGAUGAUCUAUAAGCGCUCCGGUGGACAUCGUAUCCCUGGCAUGAACUGCUGUGGUCACAGCCAGGCCUGCUACCGCUGGUCUAAACGCUGGCUGGUGGUGAAGGACUCGUGCAUGCUCUACAUGAAGCCAGACUCAGGCGCCAUCUCCUUCGUCCUGCUGGUGGAUAAAGAGUUCAGCAUCAAGAUGGACUCCAAAGAAACAGAGACCAAACAUGGAGUCCGGAUUGACAGCCUCUCCAGGACCCUGGUGUUUAAGUGCAGCAGCUACAGACAUGCGCGUUGGUGGGGUCAGAGCAUCGAGACGUUCGUGAGGAGUCAUGGGAAGGCUUUCCUCCGAGAUCACCGCUGCGGAUCAUUUGCACAGGAGCAGGAAAACAUCGCCGCCAAAUGGUAUGUGAAUGGGAAGACGUACAUGGAGGAUGUUGCUGAUGCUCUGGAGGAGGCUAAAGAAGAGAUCUUUAUCACCGACUGGUGGCUGAGUCCAGAGAUCUUCCUGAAGAGGCCUGUAGUGGAGGGAAACAGGUGGAGGCUAGACUGUACCCUCAAACGCAAAGCACAACAGGGAGUGCGCAUCUUUGUGAUGUUGUAUAAGGAGGUGGAGCUCGCCUUGGGCAUCAACUCGGGCUACAGCAAGAGGACCCUCUCUCACCUGCACCCCAACAUCAAGGUGAUGCGUCAUCCCGACCACGUCUCCUCAUCCGUCUACCUGUGGGCGCAUCACGAGAAGAUUGUCGUCAUUGACCAAUCGGUGGCCUUCGUGGGCGGGAUCGACCUGGCCUACGGUCGCUGGGAUGACAAAGAGCACCGGCUGACGGAUGUCGGCAGUGUGACGCGCUCUGUGGCUCUCGAGCAGGCUGGCUCCACUAACACUCCGUCCAGCAAGGUUGUGCCCUCCGUUGAUUUCGUCUCCAAGAGCAACGGACGAGGGACGCCGCCCGGUGAUCAGGUGGACUUGCCCAAGCUGAAGGGGAUUGGACGCAGUAGGAAGGCUCGCUUCAGUCUGUACAGACACCUGCACAAACACACUCUGCAGCACGCAGACAGCGUCAGCAGUGUCGACAGCGCAGGGAGUGGUUCAGUGCAGAGCCUAAAGACAGGUGUUGGAGAGUUGCAGGGGAACACACGCUUCUGGCAUGGAAAAGACUACUGCAACUUUGUCUACAAGGACUGGAUCCAGCUGGAGAAACCUUUUGAUGACUUCAUCGACAGGUACACCACUCCCAGAAUGCCCUGGCAUGACAUCGCCUCCGUUGUUCAUGGCAGAGCUGCGCGGGAUGUGGCCCGGCACUUCAUCCAGCGCUGGAACUUCACUAAGAUCAUGAAGCCCAAGUAUCGCUCUCUGUCUUAUCCAUUCCUGCUUCCAAAGUCUCACUCCACUACAGAUGAACUCAGAUACCAAGUCCCUGACUGCGUCAACGCCAAAGUGCAGGUGUUGCGGUCAGCAGCAGAUUGGUCGGCAGGCAUAAAGUACCACGAGGAGUCCAUCCACAAUGCCUACAUCCAGGUCAUCGCUAAGAGCAAACACUACAUCUACAUAGAGAACCAGUUCUUCAUCAGUUGUGCCGACAACAGGACGGUCUACAACAAGAUCGGAGAUGCCAUCAUCGAAAGGAUCCUCAGAGCACACAAGGAGGGUAAGAAGUACCGCGUGUACGUGGUCACCCCGCUGCUUCCUGGAUUUGAGGGGGACAUCACUACCGGAGGAGGGAACGCCCUUCAGGCUGUCAUGCACUUCAACUACAGAACCAUGAGCAGAGGAGACUACUCAAUCAUCUCUCAGCUGAAAAACGAGAUGGACGACCACUGGAUGAACUACAUCUCCUUCGCUGGCCUGCGGACUCACGCUGAGCUGGAGGGACGCCUGGUCACCGAGCUCAUCUACGUCCACAGCAAGAUGCUCAUCGCUGACGACAACACAGUCAUCAUCGGUUCUGCUAACAUCAACGACAGAAGCAUGCUGGGUAAGCGCGACAGCGAGGUGGCGGUGAUCAUCGAGGACUCUGAAAAGGUCGCUGCGGUGAUGGACGGACAGGAGUAUGAAGCGGGACCCUACGCUCUUCGGCUUCGCAUCGAAUGCUUCAGGACUAUCCUUGGAGGUCACACCGACACCAGUAUUGACGUGUCUGACCCCAUCAGCGAUCACUUCUAUAAAGAGGUGUGGAUGAGCACAGCUGGCCGCAACGACACCAUCUAUGAGAAGGUAUUCCGUUGCCUCCCGUCGUCCCUGGUGAGGAACAUGUCGGAGCUGGAGCAGUACCAGUCCAAACCGGGUUUGGCCCAGACCGACCUGGCCCGUGCUCAGGAGGAGCUGCGCAAAAUCCGAGGCUUCCUGGUCCAGUUUCCUCUGGACUUCCUGUCUGAGGAGAACCUCAUGCCCUCUGUUGGAACGAAGGAGUCCAUGGUACCAACUGAGAUCUGGACAUAAAGGAUGGGCCACCACUGCCAGCCACUUGCACAUCGGAAUUUUUUAACUGUUCCUUGAGGGAAGUAUCUGGAUUGUAGUUGUCAUCAAAUGUUUAAUAUGGGAUUAUUGGAGAGAUGGCCUUUAAUCCAGAGAUGAGAGUCUCCUCUGGAUUGAUAGGACUGCCGGGCAUUGACAAAUCUCUCAAAUCUGUUUUCUACUGAAGAACACUAAACCGUAGUCACAGCACAGCUUACAGUAUUUGGGUAAGCAGCAUUAACACUUUUGGGAUGUAUGAAGAAAAAAAAGAUAUGACACUCGAGACUGCAUUCAAGCUGUGGAGAUGAUAAACAGCCACGUGAACUUUGGGUUUUGGGAAUCAACUCAACGCUGCACCCUUAGACCUUUGGACUGUUGGAAAAGCUCGUAAGACAGCGAGGAUUUCUAAGGAACCAGGGUGAGGCGCUCGUAAAAUGUUUGGCUCUUAGUUUUAAAACGAUGACAGAGAUGGCGAUGCAUGUGAUUCACUGAGUUUGUGGCUGUAUGCUCGUGAGGUGCAUUAGUGCUACGUACGCUGUUAAUGAGCUCACAGAGGAGCUACUGUGGUUAUCUCAGAUGCGUCUUAAGGAUCUCUUCUGUAAAACAAAUCCAACAACAUGUGAUCGCUCUUUUACUGUUCAGCACAGAGAGAGAGUUUCGCCGAUUCAACAGUGGUGCAUGAUUUUACUAACUGUGCUCAAAUCUUGUUAACACGAUUGCUAUGAUGCAUGUACCAAUCACAUCUCUGAGACAUUAUAUUUCCUGUCGAAGGUGUUUUGUGACGGAUAAUUGUCAGACUGAACUGCUGCAAUCAAAGUGGAACUGUGUUGAGCUGACCCCGGUACAAAAGCUACAGUACAUUCAGAGGAUGAUGGCUGAGGGUGUACGAUUAAAGGAAGCAGUGUAAAAUGGUAAAAACCAGAGAGGUUGGAUGAGACAAUCGGCCCACACGUUCAAAGGAGUCAUUUCCUGUUUGCUCAGCAGAUGGUGCUAGCUUUUCAAAAAUACAGCUUGUGUACAGCGGCCCUUUCAGUUCUCCCGUCUAUUUUUCUCUCAGUCUUUAUGAUGACGGCUUUGUAUUAAAGUGCAGAAAAACAGUGUUUGAAACGAUAUAAACAAUGAACAUAAAAUCAAUAUUUUCCAUUUAGCAUGCAACUGGUGCCAGAGGCAGAACUGUCAUAUGAAGAUACAGUUUGAAAUCGCUUGUUACUGUACGUUUCCUGGCAGUUCCUAGUGGUUUUCUUGAUGAAGCUUUUUACUCAGAGUGAAAAAUAAAAUAUUUAUAAUGUAACACAGCCUGUAUAUCUGUCAAGGGGAAACUACGUUUUUUCUAGGGAUUCUUAUGGUAUCUGACCUACAGCAGUGGUUCUCAACCUUAUUGCGUCGCGACCCCUCAAGAAUAAUCAGGUUGGUGUUCGCGACCCUCCCACCUGGCGUAAACAGCUGUUUCUACGCACCACCACCUGCUGAUUUUGAGGGAUUAUUAUGAGUAUUCUGAUUGAUUAAUUAAUUAACUGUCAAAUAAUGCUUUGUUUGUGAUGACAGCCAGCAUCUAGGCGUUGUCCAAUGUGCUCCAGGCAUUGUGGAUUUCUUAUUCAUUUGGGAAAUCCCCAUCCGAAACUCACGUGCACACACACUUUGACUCUCACAAACACACUAUAAAAUAUAUUUUUAGGCAAUUUAUAUCACUGGAUCAGGCGAUAUAAUGUAAUAAACCAUUCCCCAGUCUAAAAUAUGUUAUUUUACUUACAAUGUCAUUUAAUUUCUUUCUUCGCAACCCCUGGAAAUGAUCUUGCAACCCCCUUCGGGGUCUCGACCCCCAGGUUGAGAACCACUGACCUACCGUAUGGGGCAAUUGUCCUAAUUGAAUAUUUGAAUAUGUGAAUGUAUGGACUCCAUGUUACCUGAUUUGUUUUAAUUUUGAAUAUUUGUCACUUGUUUGAUCACCAACAUCUUUUUUUUAUUUUAUUUAACCUUUAUUUAACCAGGGCAGGUUAUGUUUUUUAAAUAUUUUAUUUAGAUUAGCAAUCUCUUCCUCAAGGGAGUCCUGGCCAAGAUAAAGUGAAGUUAUAGAGACACUCUCAGCACAUAGUUGGUUAAAUGAUUUUCACACGAAGGUUAUUAAAACAACUAAGGCUAGACUGACAGCUGCCGGGAAGAGGUGUCAUGUAAAUCAACAUCAGCAGUUUCCUUUGGCAGAGCUCCUCUGGAUUCUCACGAAAGGCCCACAAAGUCUUUAAGUAAUAAACACCUGACUUGUGAAUCAACACCUGACAUGUGAAUCACUGGUAUUUAUUCAACAGAAGUAGAUAAUAACUUCCAGUGCAUGGGAUCUAAUAAUGUUUUUUUUUGGUUGUUUUUUUAAUGGGACCAGGAAAUUGAUGAAUGUUCGCUGAAGUGAUAAUGACUGGAAACGCCACAGUUUUGCUUUUCAAUUUGUACUGAUUUUGACAUCACUGUAUUGUUUACGCUUGCUGUAUUUGUCUAUAAAAUAUAAAUCAUUUAACAUUCUUUAAACAUGUUUUUUUUUUUUUUAAUGUACGGCAUGUUUGUAUGGAUGGUAGUGGAUUUGUAACUGAAUGUUUCUUUAUCAUAACCAUCAUGCAGCAGUCUUUUCUGUCAACUAUCUGUAAAUCCCUUUUGCCUAAAUUCAGCUGAUCUUGCUUCCACUGUUUAUAUGCAAUACAUUAUGUUUUUUGUACAUUUGAAAGUAUUUCUAAUUUCUGUCUGUUCAUUUAACACAGUGUAACUCAUAAUUUAAACGGUUAACAAAUAAAAUUAUCUUUGACAUUUUU
Messenger RNA from Sebastes umbrosus (honeycomb rockfish), 6187 nucleotides. RefSeq names its product phospholipase D1a (gene pld1a). Gene Ontology annotation, molecular function: phosphatidylinositol binding; D-type glycerophospholipase activity. The transcript is spliced from 26 exons. NCBI's taxonomy places the organism in Eukaryota, Metazoa, Chordata, Actinopteri, Perciformes, Sebastidae. The record is from RefSeq and is a predicted model, not a curated record. Gene Ontology annotation, biological process: cell motility; phosphatidic acid biosynthetic process; regulation of microvillus assembly. Bases 213 to 3377 code for a protein of 1054 amino acids.